AUGGAAAAUAGCUUAAAAGACGGAGUAGCAUUGACUAUGAUGGUAACGGAAAAAGAGAUAGAGGCCAAUGAGGGCAAGAAAAUAGUGCAAGAAGCUUCAGGAGAGAAUGGGUUUGAGAAUGGAGUGCUUCGUCCGCGAAAACAGAGGACAAAAUGGACGAUUGAGGAGACAAAUGACCUUCUUCAUGGAUGUAGCACGUAUGGUGUAGGCAAUUGGAAGAAGAUUUUGCAUGAUUCUCGCGUGUUUUUACGUUGUGAAGAUAUCGGUUUAAUAAUCGCUCACCGAUUGAUCUUAAAGACCGGUAAUGGCAAGAGUUUUAGUAGGAGGUUAGAUGUUUAUUGGGAUGUUAGGUUUCGUACAGUUUUCCCCCAGGAUUAUCGUUAUUUUUACCCUAAUGCACACACACAUAUAAAUCGGCAGCAAAAAAUGGCAUCUCAAAGUUUUUUGCCACGUGUUAACCGCAAGGAGCGCCGGGCAUUUACUCCUGAUGAAGAUGCACGCCUUCUCGAGGGAUUUAUGCGUCAUGGGCCUUCGUGGUCAAAAAUACAAAGAGAUGUUACUUUUUCUUUGUCGUCUCGUAGAAGUAUUGAUCUUCGUGACAGAAAUGCAUUUCCAGAGAAAUAUGCAGCAGCUGGUUUUAAAUCUCGGCCAUCGAAGAAUAGUCGUAAACAAGCAACUAGAUCUGCUCCUAUGGACACUUCUGCGCCUUUGUCUGUGCCUCAAUCCUACAACAAUACUUCUACACCUCUUGAGAUCAAGUCUUGGCAGUCAUAUGCUAAUGUGGGUGAGUUGUGUAACAUGCAAUCUAUGGUUUUUGGUGAAAACUUUCAUUCAAUUUCAAGUACGUCAUUAGAGUCUCUUCAUGAAAUUUUUUCUGCGAAUACACUUAAUACCUAUGAUUCUUCUAACGAGCUUUUUAUAUCUUCAGAGCCAGCAGAUCAUGGACAUAAAUCGUCUAUGGAAUUUAUAGUAUCACAAAAUUCUAACGUUUUAUGGUCGAAUAUUAAUAAUCAUAAUAUUUUAUCAAUGGAUUCCAGCAAAAUAACAGAUGUUUCUAGUUCCCAAUAUGUCGAUCAUAUGGGUAUAAAGGCUGAAUAA
Messenger RNA from Pneumocystis jirovecii RU7, 1098 nucleotides. RefSeq lists its product as uncharacterized. The transcript is spliced from 5 exons. NCBI's taxonomy places the organism in Eukaryota, Fungi, Ascomycota, Pneumocystomycetes, Pneumocystales, Pneumocystaceae. The coding region runs from base 1 to 1098 and encodes 365 amino acids. The record is from RefSeq and is a predicted model, not a curated record.